This is a messenger RNA of Peronospora belbahrii, 1875 nucleotides long. The record is from the annotation of a GenBank genome assembly. NCBI's taxonomy places the organism in Eukaryota, Oomycota, Peronosporomycetes, Peronosporales, Peronosporaceae.
AUGAGUUCACCCCCUUCAACGUUGCUACCUCCAUCGGGUCCCAUGACGGUCGAAUCGGUAAAAGAGUUGCCUCGAGCUCGUCAAAUUGUUAAAAUUAAUGAAGAAGAUACGAAUUUUACAUUGGACGAAGAAGCGCUACGUCAUAUUUUCCAUCAGGUCCCAGAAGAUAUGAAAGUUGCUAUUUUUUCUGUCGUGGGCGCAUUUCGCACGGGUAAAAGCUUUAUUCUUGACUUAUUUUUACGCUAUUUGCGACAUGCGAGUCAUGGUCCUAUGCUCAAACGUGAUGGAGCACAAGAUGAAAGUACAGAAGUAUGGAAAGCCUGGGUGAUGGAAGGUGUAACGGGUAGUGGAGAAGAGAAACUUGAAGGUAACUCGAAUGUAAAGCAGACACAUGGAGAAAAAGGGUUUUCAUGGAGAGCAGGAAGAAAACGUAAUACUACUGGUAUUUGGAUGUGGGAGACACCGUUUAUUCGCAAGUGUCAUACGGGUGAAGACAUUGCCGUAUUUCUCAUUGAUACACAGGGUAUGUUUGACUCGGAAACGUCACAAAUGCUUACAGCGAGUAUCUUUGGACUCAGUACAUUGCUAAGCUCGUAUCAGAUCUAUAAUGUGGACAAGAGAGUGCAGGAAGAUAAUUUACAACAUCUUGCACUCUUUACAGAAUAUGGACGGAUGGCAUUGUUUAGAGAUGAGUCGUCGUCACAGUUGGUUCCAAACAAGCAGCAGAUUUUGCAGCAUGCCGCGUCGACGGCUUCAACGGCAAUGUCAGAGUCUUCGCAUGAUAUGGAAAAGAGGACGAUUUCAAUGAGUGAAAAGGAUGACGACGAGGAAAAGAACGAUGGCGAUGAUGAUGACCAAGUGCCAAAGCACCCCCGCCCGUUCCACCGUCUCGACUUCUUGGUGCGUGAUUGGCAGGACUUUUCACGGAACCAGACGUUGGCUGAAAAACGCGAGGAUAUGGAGCAGUAUAUGAUAGAGUUAUUGUCGUGUCGCAAGCAAAAGGAUCUGGCAGACACGCGCGAACAGAUCAACUCGUGUUUUGAGAAGGUGUCGUGCUUCUUGCUGCCUCACCCUGGCCACGCGGUUACGGAACGUGAGUAUGAUGGGUCGGUAGAGGCUAUUGACAAUCGGUUUUUAGAGCUGCUGACAGCUUACCUUGAUGAUCUCUUCGCCCCUGUAAAUCUGUAUCCGAAAAAAAUCCAUGGAGUCACGGUUAACUCACGUGAGCUCUUUACGUAUAUUAAGAUGUACGCAGGACUCUUUCGCGAGGCGUCAAUUUUUCCAGAGGCUAAGACGCUGCUGGAGGCUACUGCUGAGGCCAACAAUGUGAAUCAGCGUGACAAAGCGUUGCUUAUGUACAAACGUGAAAUGGAAAAAAUUGCAGGAUCAAAAUGCCAAUACGUUCCAGUGCAGGAGCUGGAAAGGCACCAUAAAACAUGUUUGGAAGGUGCCAUGGCUGUGUUCGAUGACGGAGCACGUAUGGGCCGCCGCAGCGAGAUUAUGCGCUACCGCCACGCAGUGGCAGAACAGAUCGAGAAGGAGCGUCACCGUUUCUUGGAGAUCAACGCCGAGCGCGAUCCGUACAAAAAUUUGGAGUUUUACCUGAUUCCUGGUUGUCUAGCGCUGGCGCUGCUCGUGUUCCGCAUAUCACAGGAUCUCCUGUGCUAUGAGCACAUCGGCUACGAUAUUCCACUCUAUGACUGCAAGCAAGUGAGCCACACGCUAUCGCAUCUGUAUUGGGCGCUGAUCGUGUUCAUGCUGCUGAUUAUGAUGUCCACUGGACAAGUAAUGUUCAAGCGCGUGAAGACUGUGAUUUCCAUUGUCAAAACUGCCAUCGACGCCACCAAGGACGACAGCAAAGUGAAGAAGGACUAG